Messenger RNA from Bradysia coprophila, 1234 nucleotides. RefSeq lists its product as uncharacterized. Gene Ontology annotation, cellular component: nucleus. NCBI's taxonomy places the organism in Eukaryota, Metazoa, Arthropoda, Insecta, Diptera, Sciaridae. The record is from RefSeq and is a predicted model, not a curated record.
UUCAAGCUGUCAAAAGCUGCCAGAUAUAUUUGUGUCAUACGCGGGGUGUCAUAUUUUGUCUAUUUAUUGUUUUGGUUGGAGUUUGAAGAGAUUUCCCUCAAAAUAUCAUUAUGUCCCUGGUAGCAUACGGAAACAGUAGCGAUGAAGAUAGUGAUGAUUAUGAUUCAUCCGACGAGAAGCAGGAAGAUAAAUCGAGCUCAAGUAAUUCCACUGCAAAGGAACCAGUUAUAUCAGCGACUGCAGAGCCAGCAGGUAUUGCGUCAACAUUAGCACUGAAACUUCCAUCGCCGAAAAAACAGACGAGCAAUAGUGUGAUAGAAGAAGAUGACGAAUUCCUGCACAAAAAAGCUGUGCCCACAGAACCACCACCGAAACCUCCAGUCAAACGCGGCACUGUUCAAAUUACUAUACCAGCACUGCCGAAACAAGAUGAACCGAAAUUGAAUAAAAAAGAGAAGUUCAUUGGAGCACAACCGAAUAGACCAGCAGGACUUCUCAAUCUGUUGCCGAAACCUACUUUCGGUAGCUUCAGUAAAAAAGCGACUUCGAUUGCUACUGAUGCCCAUGCUUCUACAGCAACCGCUAAAACCAAACAGUCCAACGGAUUUAUACCGCAUUCAGUCGCAAAAGUUGCUGCAACUUCGAAGAAAAUCAUACAAAAACCUGCAACUAACGACGACGGAAACAGUGGAAGCGACAGCAGCGAUGAUGACGACUAUUUUUCAUUCCACACAGAAACGAAAUUGCCGGAAGUCAGCCAACAAGAAAUAAAUGCAAUGGUUGCGAAAAAGGCUGCCGACAUGAAAACGGCCACAACAACGUACCUACAGAGCAUGGAACGACAGAAUGUCGACAUUGAAGCCGAAAGUGUCGAGAACGUAUCCGAACAAUCUCGUAUCGAUGAUGAGGCACUAGCCGCACUUUGUGGUGCGAAGAGAGCGAGACGUGGCGAUGGACCGAGUGUAGUCAUCGAACUAACCGGCGAUCAGGUGCUUCCGAAUCGUGACGAAUGGCUCAGAAAUCAAUUGCAAUCGACAACCGAAUAUCAACCGAGAGGAUUGGUGGACGAGGAACCGGCUGCAGGUACACGAAAGAAACAUCAAAUCACUUAUUUGGCUCAUCAAGCCAAAGCGAAUGAACAGGAACUGCAAGCGAUGUGGGCGGCCAAUAGACAUACACGCAGACAAACUCAAAAUAAAUACGGAUUUUAAUAAAAUAGUUUAGUUACCUAAAA